This is a messenger RNA of Gadus macrocephalus (Pacific cod), 2641 nucleotides long. RefSeq names its product hspb associated protein 1 (gene hspbap1). Bases 385 to 1743 code for a protein of 452 amino acids. Lineage: Eukaryota; Metazoa; Chordata; Actinopteri; Gadiformes; Gadidae. The record is from RefSeq and is a predicted model, not a curated record. Gene Ontology annotation, molecular function: 2-oxoglutarate-dependent dioxygenase activity. The transcript has 7 exons.
AACGUUGGCAGAAAGUCCAGCAGACGUACACGUGAAUUUGUUUACUUCCUCGAACGUUCAUCCCGUGCAACGUUUUGUGUAAGGGGAGACACUUUCUCCAGUAGCGCCCAAUAAAUCGAGUCUCUACCUCCCACAAAUCCGGGAAGAGGAUUUGAGACCACACUAUUUUAAGACAGGUCUAUAUUUCGGAGCUAAUCGGAACUACUUAAAACAUACAGCAUCAUUGAUUGACUUUAUUUUGAGCGUCUGAACUGGUUGGAAGUAUUUCGUGUCAUCUUCGGCCAUUGAGUGAUGACAGAGACAUAUCAUACUGUCAUUACAUAGAUUGACCUCUAUCCAGCCUUAGUGUUAUUCGUUUAAUACACUGUCCUACUAGUAAGGGCCAUGGCAACCCGAGCCAACGUUAAGCCGUUCAGCCCCACGGAGGCCCGGAGGAUUCAGGAUGGUUUACAGCAGCCCGCUGUCUUCCUAAACAUGGCUUCUGAUUGGCCAGUUUGCAACUGGAGCGUCGACCAAUUGGCUGUUUCCCUGGGAGACAAGCACAUCAGAUUCAGGCUUGGCCGAAAAGAUGAAACUAACUGGCCUCUGUUUGAGACACAGUGUGCCUAUGUAGAGGCUAACCUGGCCCAGUUUCUCAGAUGGACCAGUGGCCACAGUGAGGCGGCUGUGGGAUCUUUUGCCGCCUACCCCUUCUCGGAGUACUGGGCCUACGCUGACUACAAGUACAUUGCUCACCUCUUCCAGGAGACGCCUUCGAAGUUUCAGGAUGUCAGGUGGUCCGACUUUGGCUUUGAGGGGCGCGACGGGCAAGCCAGCACCCUGUGGAUCGGCACCCAGGGGGCCAACACCCCAUGUCACCUGGACUCGUACGGCUUCAACCUGGUGCUGCAGGUGCAAGGAAGGAAGCGCUGGCACCUGUUUCCUCCCGAGGACACGGCCAGCAUGUACCCCACCCGGAUCCCCUACGAGGAGUCCAGUGUCUUCAGCCGGGUGGACGUGGUCCGCCCCGACCCGGCCAAGUUCCCGGCCUUCAGGACGGCCAGGCCCCACCGGGUCACCCUGCAGCCUGGACAGGUGCUGUACGUCCCCAGACACUGGUGGCACUAUGUGGAGUCCUUGGAUACAGUCACUGUUAGCGUCAACACCUGGAUAGAGUUGGAAGUGGACGACGAGGCGAGGGUCAGCGAGGCCGUGACCAAGGCGGUGGUGUGCGCGCUGAAAGCAGCGCCCAGCCAAGACAACCGCGACACGUGGCUCAACCCCACCGAGGACGGAGUGGCCACUCACGAGGAGAACAUGCAGUGCCUGAACCUGGCGGUGCAGGCGUGCGCGCAACAACCGCCGACCAAAACGAAAGCCCUGAAACGAGACUCUGCCGGGCGGCCCGCUGACCCGGGCGUGGAACCUACGCCCAUUACCGCUGCCUUUGGGCCACACCUGGUCCUGGUGCCCUGCACCCCUCGCGAAGACACCCCCGGCUAUGACGCGACCUGCCCCGCCGAAACACCAACCAAGCAGGCCAAACAGUCGGGGUCCUCGGCAGACCACCCUGCCGGAGCCGACGGGUUCGGGGGGCCCGCCGCUGAGCAGGGUCGGGUACAGGGGGCGGGGGAUGCGCUGCCAAUCACCACCAACGACCUAUUGGACUGCCUGGUGCAUCCUGAUGUCAUCAGCCGCGUCACAGAGCUGUUGUUGGAGAAGCGGAGCGGGAGACGCCCCGGGGUCACACCCGCACAUCGUUGAGGUUUCGAUCCACGGUAAAUGACACAUGGGACUUAUUUGUGUUGUGUGGAGGCGAGAAGAUUGUGUUCAAAGGAGCAUCAAACCAGUCUUCACGCUUCUUGUUUGUUUAUUAAAGAGGCUUUGGUGCAAAUGACUCCUGUUUAGGCUAGAGGGGUAUGUGUCUGGACACCAACGUGGUGCUAAGCUUUCGCUUGAUAGGUUAAGAUUUUGACCCCAGUCCCCUGUUUGGCAGGAUCAGAAUCCCAUUGUUUAAAACAUCCCUUUAAAGGCUACUUUGGCUGUGAUUAAGGAGUGAAAUGCUUCCCCCCCCGAGUAAGCAGUUAUUCCAAACUUCUGAUGAGUCACAGAAAUACAAACAGUUGGAGGAAAUAACUGAGGAUUAAUUGAGCAAUUCAUAAGCCGAUCAAGUAAAUGUGGGAAUAAAUAUCAGCAAGUUCCCGGGUUUUGACACAUGCCUUGUUUACACAACCUAAUUCGGCAUCAGGAAUAAAAAAAAAAUCCACAAUGUUGUUUUUUAAACCGAUCAAGUAAAUGUGGGAAUAAAUAUCAGCAAGUUCCCGGGUUUUGACACAUGCCUUGUUUACACAACCUAAUUCGGCAUCAGGAAGAAAAAAAAAAUCCACAAUGUUGUUUUUUCAUUUAAAGAAGUCAAAAGUUGUUAACUUGACAUUGUUAGUGGGAAAUUAAUUUACUCACUCCUCAUAUAGUAAUCAGAGCAUUGCUUUCCAACAGCAACAGCAGAUUGUAAUGGUGUUGUGAUUGGUUUAAUUGCAGAACAUUUGUCAGGGUUCUCCAGGAACUUUGAAUUGACGCAGAGUUAAUUGGAAAAUUAAUGUUAAUUAUUGCAUACAUUUUAUACAUUUGUUUUCUUAAAAAAAAUAAAAGACAUUCUACAGAA